Messenger RNA from Arachis duranensis, 522 nucleotides. RefSeq names its product B3 domain-containing protein Os07g0563300-like. The record is from RefSeq and is a predicted model, not a curated record. Lineage: Eukaryota; Viridiplantae; Streptophyta; Magnoliopsida; Fabales; Fabaceae. The coding region runs from base 10 to 522 and encodes 170 amino acids. The transcript has 4 exons.
GCUUCUCCAAUGGCUGCUUUAGAUUUAAAUGGAGAUUUCAACAACACCCUCAUCUGCUGCUUUUACUGCAAGUCGGUGUCCACACCCUUCAGAUAUGGCUGGCCCCUUGGCGAUGGCACUUUGGCACAACUCUGUCGUCAAUGCGGGCAUCUCUACGAUAGUGGAGCAUUUUGUACCACAUUUCACGCUGGACUUGCCGGGUGGAAAGCAUGUUUAAUCUGCAAAAAGUAUCUGCAUUGUGGAUGCAUUGUGUCUGAGAAGGAUAUUUUCGUGAUGAAUUUUGGUGGAGGUGUUUGUUGCUUAGUUUGUGCAAAGAAAUAUCUUCUUCCCGCUGAGGAUGAAAUUGAUGAACACAAGCCCGUGAAUGAUUGUCCUCCUGUAUUAACGUGGAACAAUUCCAGUGCUAAUCAAUCCAUGGACCGUCCUUCCAAUGGUGAGUUAUUUUUAUCUAAUAUUGGCUUUGAAGAACAAUAUAAUAAUGAACUCUUAUAUAUACUUGAUUUCUUUAGAGUUGAUUUAUGA